GUGGGAGGGGCCACUUCCCGGGCGCAGCCAAUGGGAGGGCGCCGCCUGGCCGAAGACGGGAGGCGGUGAGGCGGGCCUCCUUUCGGGCGGGGCCUCGCCCUCCUCCGCCAUUUUGGAGACCAACGAGGACGGACGAGAGGAGCGGAGAGGAGGAGGAGGAGGAGGAGGAGGAGCGGCGCCUGAGGCCGAGAAGGCGAGAGAGAGAGAGAGAGUGAGGAAAAUGAGGAUUGUGUGGAGCCACCUCUUGAGUGCAGUAAGGAAACCAAUAAUAUCGGAAGAAAAAAUCCUCUCAAGCUGAUGGUCUUGCUGAAUUCCUGAUCUCAAUUACAGAGAAGAAAGGAAAAAGAAGAGUCGAGUAUAUGCAUCGCAAUUAAACUCCCAUAUCACUGUUGAAAUCAUGGAGAAAGCAUCUGAAUACCUGGAGUGUGGACAGAGUUUCACUCAGAGGCAACAUCUGCAGCAACAUGAAAGGAUUCACACUGGGGACAAACCCUAUACCUGCCUGGAGUGUGGACAGAGUUUCACUUCUAGUUCAGGUCUUCGUUUACAUCAGCGGACUCACACUGGGGAAAAACCCUAUACAUGCCUGGAGUGUGGAAAGAGCUUUGCUCAGAAUUCAGUUCUACAUAAACAUGAAAGGAUUCACACAGGGGAGAAACCGUAUACAUGCCUGGAAUGCGGAAAGAGCUUCAGUGAGAGUGGAAGCCUACAUUUGCAUCAAAGGACUCACACUGGAGAGAAACCCUAUACAUGCCAGGAGUGUGGACAGAAUUUUACUUUUAGUUCAGGUCUACGUUCACAUCAACGAACUCACACUGGGGAAAAACCCUAUACGUGCCCAGAGUGUGGAAAGAGCUUCAGUGAGAGCGGAAGCCUACGUUUGCAUCAAAGGAUUCACACUGGAGAGAAACCUUAUACAUGCCUGGAGUGUGGAAAGAAUUUUACUUAUAGUUCAGGUCUACGUUCACAUCAACGGACUCACACUGGGGAAAAACCCUAUACAUGUCUGGAGUGUGGACAGAGCUUCACUCAUAGUUCAGGUCUACGUAAACAUCAACGAACUCACACUGGGGAAAAACCCUAUACAUGCCUGGAAUGUGGACAAAGUUUUAUUCAGAGUUCAGGUCUACGUUCACAUCAAAGGACUCACACUGGAGAGAAACCUUAUACAUGUCUGGAGUGUGGACAGAGCUUUAUUCAGAGUUCAGGACUACGUUCACAUCAACGGACUCACACUGGGGAAAAACCUUAUACAUGCCUGGAGUGUGGCCAGAGCUUUAUUCAGAGUUCAGGUCUGCAUUCACAUCAGCGGAUUCACAGUGGGGAAAAACCCUAUACAUGCCUGGAGUGCGGAAAGAGUUUCACUCGAAGCCAUCAUCUUCAGCAACAUGAAAGGAUUCACACAGGGGAAAAACCCUAUAGAUGUCUGGAGUGUGGAAAGAGCUUCACUGAGAGUGGAAGCCUACGUUUGCAUCAGCGGACUCACACUGGAGAGAAACCAUAUACAUGCCUGGAGUGUGGUCAGAGCUUCACUCAGAGUUCAAAACUACGUUCACAUCAAUGGAUCCACAUUGGGGAGAAACCCUAUAAAUGCUUGGAGUGUGGAAAGAGCUUUGCUCAGAAUUCAAUUCUACAUAAACAUCAAAGGACUCAUACAGGAGAGAAACCUUAUACAUGUUUGGAGUGCGGAAAGAGCUUCACUGAGAGUGGAAGCCUACAUAUGCAUCAAAGAAUUCACACUGGAGAGAAACCCUAUACAUGCCAGGAGUGUGGACAGAGUUUUACUUAUAGUUCAGGUCUACGUUCACAUCAACGCACUCACAUUGGGGCAAAACUUUAUACAUGCCUGGAAUGUGGACAGAGCUUCACUCAUAGUUCAAGUCUACGUUCACAUCAACGGACCCACACUGGGGAAAAGCCCUAUACGUGCCUGGAGUGUGGACAGAGCUUCUCUCAUAGUUCUGGUCUUCGUUCGCAUCAAAGGACUCACAGUGGAGAGAAACCCUAUACAUGCCUGGAGUGUGGAAAGAGCUUCAGUGAGAGUAGAAGUCUAUGUUCGCAUCAAAGGACUCACACUGGCGAGAAACCCUAUACAUGCCUGGAGUGUGGACAGAACUUCACUCAUAGUUCUGGUCUACGUUCACAUCAACGGACUCACACUGGGGAAAAACCCUAUACAUGCCUGGAAUGUGGAAAGUGUUUUACUCGGAAGGAUCAUCUGCAGCAACAUGAAAGGAUUCACACUGGAGAGAAACCGUAUACAUGCCUGGAAUGCGGAAAGUGCUUCACUGAGAGUGGAAGCCUACGUUCACAUCAACGGACCCACACUGGAGAGAAACCCUAUACAUGCCUGGAGUGCGGAAAGAGCUUCAGCGAGAAUGGAAAUCUACGUUCCCAUCAAAGGACUCACACUGGGGAAAAACCUUAUACAUGCCUGGAUUGUGGAAAGCGCUUCUCUCGUAGUUCAGAUCUACGUUCACAUCAAAGAACUCACAGAGGAGAGAAACCCUUUAUAUGCCUGGAGUGCGGAAAAAGCUUUGCUCAGAAUUCAGUUCUAUGUAAACAUGAAAGGACUCACACUGGAGAGAAACCCUAUAUGUGCCUCGAAUGUGGAAAGAGUUUCUCCCAGAGGGAUCAUCUGCAGCAACAUGAAAGUACUCAUGCUGGGGAGAAACCUUAUAAAUGCCAGGAGUGUGGACAUAGCUUCACUUAUAGUUCAAGUCUAAUUUCGCAUCAGAGGAUUCACAUCCUGGAGUCUGGAAAGACCUUCUCUGAGAGUUCAAAUCUACAUCAAUUUGGAAUUCACACUGAAGAGAAUAGUAGCAUUUGACCCCCAAGAAGCUUUCCAUACUUUCAUGUUGUUGACAAACAUUUUAGACAGGCAUUCUUUUGUGACAUGGUAAUUCAGUUUCACUAGCAAACCAACCAAUUAAACCAACCCCAUAUAUAGGUAUUUUUGUUGUUUAUUGGUUCAGUUGUUUCUGAUUCUUCGUGACCUCAUGGACCAGCCCAUGCCAGAGCUCACUGUCGGCUGUCACCACCCCAGCUCCUUCUUACAAGGGCUAUCCACAAAGUAGCUUACGUUUUGGAUUUUGAAAAGGACAAAGAAUAGGAGAAAUCAUUUACCAU
Molecule: messenger RNA, 3129 nt
Organism: Anolis carolinensis (green anole)
Lineage: Eukaryota; Metazoa; Chordata; Lepidosauria; Squamata; Anolidae
Product: zinc finger protein 850
Exons: 2
Coding region: 398-2830 (810 amino acids)
Biological process (GO): regulation of transcription by RNA polymerase II
Cellular component (GO): nucleus
Molecular function (GO): DNA-binding transcription factor activity, RNA polymerase II-specific; RNA polymerase II cis-regulatory region sequence-specific DNA binding
Source: RefSeq, a predicted model, not a curated record